AUGCAAAAAUUACUUCUUUUAACUAUUUUGGCUUUAACAGCUUCAACAAUUUACUGUGGCAGUGGCAGCGGUUCUUCUGAAUCUAGUGAAGCAAAGGAUUUAAAGAAAAAGAAAGAAUGUGCUGGAGAUGUUGUUGAUGAAACUGGAACUAGUGAUAAACCACUUUUAAUUGAAGCUUUAUUCAAUGUUUCUAUUACUUUAACUGGACAAGACAAAAUUAUCUUUGAUCAAUUUGUUAUUGAACUUGAAGCUUUCUUUGCUACUGAAAAUUAUACAUCACUUGAAAUUGUUAUGUAUUCUUCUUUCAAAAUAAAACAAUUCUUCAUCAAAUAUCCAGUAUUUUAUGAAAAAUGUAAAUACAUGUACAUUGGAUCAUGGGGAACAUUCUACGAUUUAUUCCAAGUUGGAGUUUAUCUUUCUGCUGAUAAAUUCAAUGGAUGUUUAAUUGUAAAUCAAUUUGGUAAAUUUGAUCUUAUUGAAGCAUUCUUACAAUUCAAAUUAAAAUGUCCAAAUCCAGCAGCUUUUGAUGUUUAUAUCACAGAUCUUACCCUUAUUCUUGAAUCAACUGUAUAUUCUGAAUCUGAAAAAUAUGCUCUUAUUUAUGAAAUGAUUCUUAAAAUAUCUGUUGAAUUCCCAAACUUAAAAGAAGAAUUCUUUAAUCUUGAAAUUGGAAGUUUUGGAUCUAUUUACAUGCUUCAAGAAAUUUCUGUUCAAUAUUACAGAAUGAAAGAAAUUAAAAAACUUUUUAAAGGAAAACCAAAAUGUGAAUUUGUUUCUGCUCUUUACACAUGCUUAACUGAUUCAAAAUACCAACUUUCUAAUUCUAACAAAGGAUUUUUAAAAAUUCUUUUUGAUAGAUUUACAGUUAUCAUUGCUAAUGAUACUCUUACAUAUGCUGAACAAAUCAAAGCUAUUUCUUAUCAAUAUCGUCAAUUUGUCAAAACAUAUUAUUAUUUGGAAGAAACUUUCUUAUCAUUUGAAAUUUCUGCUGAAUUUGGAACAUUCGGUGAUUUCCUUGCUAUGUUUGCUUUUGGUGAAUCACAAGAAUGCUGGCCAGAAGAUUUCCUUACUCUUCCAGAAUUAACAACUGAAGUUUCUACAACUGAAGCUGCCACAACUGAAGCUCCAACAACAACUGCAUUGACUGGUGACUGUUCCACUGCUUCAAGUGCUGUUCUCCAAGUUGUUAAUGGUCAAACCAUCCUUUACACUGCUGCUAUGGAUUCAUGGUCAACAUGGGCUGCCAUUGAAAAAGCCAACUGGAAAACAUUCUGUACUAAGAUAUACACAAACUAUGUUAUAUCUACAACAAUGACUGAAUCACAAAAAGUUACAGCCAUAAUUACAGAUAUUAAUGCAUAUGUUGCAUUCUACUACUACAGAGAAGAACAUAUUCAUUCAAUCAAACUUGGAGUAUGGGGAACUGUUGGAGAAUUGUGUUCAUGUUAA
This is a messenger RNA of Strongyloides ratti, 1449 nucleotides long. RefSeq lists its product as hypothetical. Lineage: Eukaryota; Metazoa; Nematoda; Chromadorea; Rhabditida; Strongyloididae. The transcript has a single exon. Bases 1 to 1449 code for a protein of 482 amino acids. The record is from RefSeq and is a predicted model, not a curated record.